ACACCGCUCUUUAGGACCGCGCGGAAACCGCCAAAGCGCUGAUCCUGUGACGUCAUGGCAGUCUGCCGAUCUUAUAAUACAUCCAUGCGCUCAGCAGUCAGGAAAGAUGGCGGCGGAGGAGAGCAGGUUGAAGCAGCGGAGUCACAAAAACAGCAUCUUCACAGAAGGAGGCUUUAAACGGGACGCCUCCCAGAUGAGGUGUGAGGAAGAGGAGGACCUGCUGGAGGAGGAGGAGGAGGAGGAGGUGGUGGGCGUGGCCCGGCCGGUGCAGAUCGUGGUGGCGGACGAGGAGGAGCACUCGUUCUCGCUGCAGGAGGAGGCGCUGGAGCGGCUGCUGCUGCAGGAGGAGGUGCAGGACCUCAACGUGGUCGUGGUCUCUGUGGCCGGAGCUUUCCGGAAGGGCAAGUCCUUCCUGCUGGACUUCAUGCUGCGCUACAUGUACAGCCAGUCGACCCGUCCGUGGAUCGGCGGCGAGGACGAGCCUCUGACCGGCUUCACCUGGCGGGGCGGCUGUGAGAGGGAGACCACGGGCAUCCUGGCCUGGAGCGACGUGUUCGUGGUGGAGAAACCAGACGGCUGCAAGGUUGCAGUUCUACUAAUCGACACACAGGGGGCGUUUGACAGCCAGUCGACCAUCAAAGACUGCGCCACGCUGUUCGCCCUGAGCACCAUGACCAGCUCUGUCCAGGUCUACAACUUGUCCCAGAACGUCCAGGAAGACGACCUCCAGCACCUCCAGCUCUUCACUGAGUACGGACGACUGGCUAUGGAGGAAGUCUACGAGAAACCCUUCCAGACUCUGAUGUUCCUGAUCAGAGACUGGAGUUACCCCUACGAGCAUCCGUACGGUCUGGAGGGAGGACGGAGCUUCCUGGAGAAACGACUGCAGGUGAAGCAGAACCAACAUGAGGAGCUGCAGAACGUCAGGAAACACAUCCACUCCUGCUUCUCCAACAUCAGCUGCUUCCUGCUGCCGCACCCAGGCCUCAAGGUGGCCACCAACCCUCACUUUGACGGGCGGCUCAGAGAUAUUGACGAGGAUUUCCAGAAGGAGCUGGUGAGUCUCGUCCCGACGCUGCUCUCUCCAGAGAACCUGGUGGAGAAGGAGAUCGGAGGAGUGAAGAUCACCUGCAGAGACCUGCUGCACUACUUCAAGGCCUACAUGAAGAUCUACCAGGGAGAGGAGCUUCCUCACCCCAAGUCCAUGCUGCAGGCAACAGCUGAAGCCAAUAACCUUGCAGCUGUCGCUGGAGCCAAAGACUUAUACAACAAAAGCAUGGAGCAGAUCUGCGGCGGAGACAAACCCUACAUUUCCCCGACGGAGCUGGAGUGUCGACACGCGGAGCUCCGACAGGCGUCGGUGCGACACUUCCGCUCCGUGAAGAAGAUGGGCGGCGAGGAUUUCUGCCGCCGCUACCAGGAGCAGCUGGAGGCGGAGCUGGACGAGGCCUACUCCAACUUCAGCAAGCACAACGAUGGCAAGAACAUCUUCUACGCUGCGAGGACGCCCGCCACGCUGUUCGCCGUCAUGUUCGUCAUGUAUGUGGCGUCGCUGGUCACCGGCUUCGUGGGCAUCAACUCCGUGGCCACGCUGUGUAACCUGGUGAUGGGCGUGGCUCUGACGGCGCUCUGCAUCUGGGCUUACGUCAAAUACUCGGGAGAGUUCCGCGAAGUCGGAGAACUCAUCGACCAGGUGGCUGAAACCCUCUGGGAACAGAGGACUCCACGAAAGGUUUUCUCCAAACUCUUCGAGGUGGCCCGGAGUCGAGUCUCGUUGGGGAACCUGAUCCCGGUGCCGCGGCCCCGACUCGCCUCAAACAACAACGUCAAGAAGAAAAACUAGCAGCUCCCCUUCUGGGCUCUGUCAUGUUUAUCCCUCCUCCUCCUCCUCCUCCUCCUCCUUCUCUUCCUCUUCCUCCUCCUCCUCCUCCUCCUCCUCACCACCUUCUGCUCGGUUGUGAAACGACGUUUUUCAGGUGGUUUGAGACGUAAGAAGCUAAGUUUGUUUCCUAGACGACGGUUCCUCGCCGUGCUGGCGGUAGGUUCAAGGACUCGCUGUAGACCCAGACGCCGCGGUGUGAUGUAUUUUACUUUUUGUCAGUGGGCGGGGUUAAGGUAUAUAUUGGUGGGCGGGGCCAUUAUUCUAUCACAGAGUGUCAUCCCAGGUGCGUGGGCGCCUGUCGGAUGGCGACUCGACAUUAAUGAUUCCCAUUUAUGUGAAUGUAUGAAUGAAGAGCAUGACCACAGAUCCUCCACGCUUUCUUUCUUUCCUCCUCCUCCUCCUCCUCUUCCUCCUCUCGUCCUCGUCAGGUUUGUUUCUGUUGCCAGGCGGCGGCGGCGGCGUGAGGAGGAGUCACGACCAAAGUUUACAGCUUUACUCAGACGUAGAAACACCGGCAGGAAACUGCGGCUGGCAGAAGGUUUGACGUUUGCUUUCAGGGAAAAUUUACGGCUUUUUCUGAAUUUUCCAGAAUCAGAAACUCAUGGAAGUUAAAUUAGUUCAGUCGAAAACACGCCUGCAGCUGUGAGACUUUAACUCGGAUCCGUCAGCAGUACAAGCACGGAAGCUCAUAGUCGAACUCGUGUGGGUAAAUAUUCACUUAGCUGUUCCCAGAGCUUUCGAGCAUAUCCCACAGCCUUCUUCAGCCAAUGGAAACUUCUUGCUCAGGUGUCAUCACGUACAGGAUCAGGUGGGAUACGGUCGAGAGAUCCAGGAGUAGCUGACAAAGAGUUGAGAAUAUUUAACACAAACAAAUGAAUAACUCUUCAAAGGAAAGAUGGAGCAUCUAUGAGCUCGAUCGGUGACCUCAGAAAGGUCAAACUGUAUUUUUUUAACUGUUUCUCAGCAGCAGGUAAAGCACGAAGAGCCGAGAACAAACAUAUAAUAAUAAACAUAAUAAACAUUUAAUCAGUGAGAUCAUGAACCUGCUGCUGGAGAACAAGUCAUUUAUGUUCUUCAUGUUUUUCAUAAACACGGCUGAACUUUACACCAUCAUGACUGUUAACAGGAAGCAGCUCAGAUGUUUAAUAGUUCAAUUAACCAAAAUAAAAAAGAAGUUUAAUGAAACAUGUCGGCAGUUUUUUAAAAGAUUCUUUGACCAUAAAAUCUAAAAACAUUCGUAUAUAAAGUAUAUUUUCACUCUGCAGAUUCCAAACAAAGAUCGUUCAUCUCAACAUGUUACCCAGAAUUCAAAGCUUUACAGACUCGAUGGUUCCAUGAGUUCAUCUGACUCCGAGAGCAGAAUAAACGUUUCCCUGAAAGCAAGCCGCCCUUCACAGAGAGGACUGACUCGGUGUCUGUGGUCGGUGAUUUAUUUUCUUAGAUCGGUUAUCACGAGAUCACAGCUUUGAUUAUUUUGUAUGUUUGAGAUGUUUUGAGUUGUGACUCCAUCAUGACUUCCAGUAUUUACCUCUAUUUUGUGUUUCUCAUGUACUUUUUAAAGGAAAUCCUCUUCUUCUCUUUCUCUCUGAGAUGUUCGGAUGGGUAUCAGUGCUGUUAGCUUAGCUUAGCAUAAAGACAGGAAGCAGGGGGAAACCGCUAGCCGCGCUCCGUCCAGACGUCAGAAAUACACCUGCUAACACGUUGCACCUAGUUUGUGUUUUUUUACUUUUCUGUUUGGAUGAAACGGUUUGUGGUUUCAAAGUUAGAUGUUGAACUAUUUCUAGAUAACAGAGCAUCUAAUAAUAAUAAUAAUAAUGAUACAUAACAUGACGAUCUUUGAAAAACCCAGAAGGUCGUUCAGUAACACGAACUGCAGACUCUUUGAGCCAUCUGGAUAAAAAAUAUAUAUUUCCAGCUGCGACUGUAAUCAAGUAAAACAGGAACAUUAUUUUGUAUGAACAUGCAAAAUAUUGAACAGAAACCUAAAUAUAAACAAAUAUAUCUGAUAAUAAAGUUUAUUUUGCUUCAUGUACAGAAAGAAUAAGCUCGUGUGUCAGUUCUGCUGUUGUUCUAGAAACUGUUGAAGAUCUUUUUUUUUUUUUUUUUUAUAGUGCAACAAACAUUUUUUUUAUCCAGAUGUUUGAGGAUGUUUAUGGCAGUUAUGACAUUUGGCUCUUAGAGGAUUUGGGAAAUAUCUCCAGAACAGCAGUUUGUGGCUCUUUAGUGCUGUGAAACACUAAAGAGCCACAAACUGUUUUUUUUACUGUUAAACAAUAGAAACCAUAUUCACAUUUAAGAUGAGUGAUUGCCGAGACGAUUCGAGGCAGUUUAAGAUUUACACUCAGUCUCUGUGUGGACGGACGGCGGUCGCUCUCGCCAGGAGGAACGAAAUCUGAAGCCAACAAGUAAUGAAACAUACAGUUAAUUAAUCGAUACAAAACCUUAGAUUACGUUCAUCAAUGUUUUAAACUUCCAAGGAAAAAAUUAUCUUUCUACAACAAACAGCUACAGUUUGGUUACUGUUACUCACAAUGUGAAUCUGACAGAAGAACUGCGCGGAUGGAUACGCUGCUGUUUGUUAAGAAAUAGUUCCACGCCUGUAAAAAACACAAACAUUUCUGUUUGGAUCAAACAAACAAGGUGUUCGUCAGUGAACUGUAGAGACGUUGGCAGGUGUAUUAAUGAACUUCAGACAGAGCCAAGCUAGCUGUUCCCCACCUGCUGCCAGUCUUUAUGCUAAGCUAAGCUAAGCUAACCAAGCUAACUCUCACAAAGACAAAGAAUAAGAAGAUUUCACAAAAUGGAAAUCAGGCGUCUAAAACGAAAACGUUUCCAUCUUUAAUGUUAGUUUGUGUUUCAGAGGAAGAAUCGAUCAAAGCUUUUUUAAAUAGUUUUUUUUUUUUUCCUGUGUUCAAGUUCAGCUGAGACGUGUAGAUAAUAUUUAAUUCUGUUAUUUAACUCGAGUGUUGAUCCUUGUCUGUCCUCCUGUUUUUUUUAAAGCACCAGAAGCCGUUUCAGUAAAAAACACUAAAGAGUCGAGCUGGAGGCCGAGGCGACGCUCGAUUUCUGCUGUUGCAUCACCCGCAUAAUAUGAACACUUUGUGAAGAUGGUGUCAGAGUUUCAGUUUUUAAAGCCAAAAUCGGUGAAUCGGAUGAAUUAAAGGUUCAUUCCAAACGUGACCUCUGAUGAGCCGAGAGUCCGGCGGGGUCGGAGGUCACCACGUUUUCUUUAUUUAAUCAUGAUUCCAUCCACAUCAUCACCACUGUGUGCUUUUUGUUUUUGUACAGUUUAGUUUUUUACAUCCACACAUAGGGCAUGUGUAUGAAAUAUACAUAUAUAAAUAUAAAUUUUCUAGACCUUUUUGUAGCUGGAAGAACAACGGUUGGGUGGUAGACCAGAUUCAGCUCACUGGAUGUAAAGGAAUGCUUUCGUGAUUUGUGGAUAUGUCUAAUAAAUUCCUUUUUUAUAUAUAUAUUUGUAAAUUUAAUCUGACAUGAGCACUACGAUUUCACCCCCUGCUGGCAAAGAAUGUUUAUAAUCUGGAUUAUUUUUUCUUUCUUUUUUUUUUUUUGUCUUCUGUUGCAUUUUAAAGUUAUUUUCGUUAAUUUAUUUUUCAAUACAAUAUUAAACCAAACUCCUACAACACA
Molecule: messenger RNA, 5530 nt
Organism: Thunnus maccoyii (southern bluefin tuna)
Lineage: Eukaryota; Metazoa; Chordata; Actinopteri; Scombriformes; Scombridae
Product: atlastin-2-like
Exons: 14
Coding region: 107-1843 (578 amino acids)
Biological process (GO): protein homooligomerization; endoplasmic reticulum organization
Molecular function (GO): GTP binding; GTPase activity
Source: RefSeq, a predicted model, not a curated record